Molecule: messenger RNA, 1341 nt
Organism: Rhagoletis pomonella (apple maggot)
Lineage: Eukaryota; Metazoa; Arthropoda; Insecta; Diptera; Tephritidae
Exons: 3
Coding region: 176-1171 (331 amino acids)
Source: RefSeq, a predicted model, not a curated record
UAUACAUAGGUAUUGUUAUUUUAGGUACAAAUUAGUUAAUUUAUUUAUAUAUCUGGCAACUAUGUGUAUUAUUUUAAUAUAUAACUGGAAAGAAACCGUUAUUUUUAAGCGGUAUGCUUUAUGUUAAAAUUUAAGCUUUUGGAAUAACGUGCUAUUUGACAAGUGUUAAUUUAAAAUGGCAAAUUUAAAUUUAAUAAAGCUAUACGAUUUAUUUGAUUGCAAGAUCGACGGUCCGCUCAAUGAGAGGACUCUACAAUCCUUACAGGAAUGGGGACUGAUACCGCGGGAGGGAACAUAUUUGUGUCCCGAAGGACAUCCGUUGAAACUUAAACAAUGUGCACAAAGUGUUGACGGUUAUGUUUGGAGGUGUACUACAGCGAUUAAGGGAAAGAAGAAAAAUGUUAGAUGCGAUGUCUACAUUUCUUUGAGGAAAGACACUUUUUUCGCGAAAUCGAGGCUUUCUAUUUUUAAAAUAGUAGCUUUCGCUUAUUUGUGGGUCAAGAACCUUACGUUGGAUGUCAUUAUGGAAGAGCUCAGCAUAUCCAAUCAUACGGCUAGUGAUUGGAGUAGUUUUUGUCGCGAGGUUGUGUAUGAUGGGAUGGUUGUUAAUAAAAACAAAAUUGGAGGUCUGGGAAAAGUUGUCGAAAUCGAUGAGAGUAAGUUUGGGCGACGAAAGUACCACCGUGGGCAUCGUGUGGAAGGACAAUGGGUCUUUGGUGGAGUAGAGAGGGAAACCAAUCGAUGCUUUUUGGUCCCUGUGGAGAAGAGGGACAAGGAAACUUUGUUGAAAAUUAUAAAGGACUGGAUUUUGCCCGGUACAAUAGUUGUGUCCGACUUUUGGAAAGCAUAUGAUUGCUUAAGUGAGGAGGGGUAUAUUCACUUUCGAGUCAACCAUUCCAUCGAUUUUAAAGACCCAGAUACGGAGCAACACACUAAUACGAUAGAAGGGUUGUGGCGUCACGUGAAAUGCUCGAUGCCCCAAUAUCAUCGGAAAAAACUAUUUUUUAACGGGUAUUUAGCUAAGUUUAUGUUUAACCGCAAUUGUAAAAAUUGUGAUACGGAUCGUUUAAGCACCUUUUUAAAAAUGGCAGGGAGAUUAUACAAUCCGUGUAGUAUUAAACCUGUUGAAGAGGAAGAACAGGAAGAAUAUGAAAUAGAAAUUUCUUUGUAAAUAGACUAAUGUGUGUUUUACUAUUCAAAUAUUUUAAUUUUUUUAGCAUCACUGAGAAUUCUAUUUUGUGAGGGUUAUAAUCUCAAGUGCGGGCGACGCCGCCUACGCUGAAGGGUGUUCUCUGCAAAAGAUGUUCAGUGCCUUUUCUUCGCAACACAGAAAGAGAAUUC